Quercus lobata is the source of this 560-nucleotide messenger RNA. RefSeq lists its product as uncharacterized. NCBI's taxonomy places the organism in Eukaryota, Viridiplantae, Streptophyta, Magnoliopsida, Fagales, Fagaceae. Bases 60 to 431 code for a protein of 123 amino acids. The transcript has 3 exons. The record is from RefSeq and is a predicted model, not a curated record.
CUCUCUCUCUCACUCACUCAGAGGCAAAGUUUCGAGGUCUCAGAUCAGUAGAGAAAAAUAUGUAUAGGUCUCAGCCACAUCUUCAAUGUUUGUCCCCCAUCUUCUUGGUUGUGAUUCUCCCACAUCUUCUUGGAUUCACUGUCCAACAAUCUUUAGCUCGGCCUCUAAAUCCAAAAAUGGUGGUGGAGGGGAGGAAGAAGCAAUCCUUAUCCAGUUCAACUUUUGCGGCAUUGCUCAAAGACCGAUAUGUACACAAUAAUGGAGAAAUUCCAGGAGGUCCACCUGUCCUGUAUUCCCCUCCUCAAAUUGGAAACCAUGACAUGAGUGCUGGUCCGAAGGUACAUGGUGGUGAAUAUGGUCCAAUGAAUAAAGGUCGAGUCCCACCAUCAGCUCCUAAUCCAAUCACCCAUGAUGCAAUUGGCAACCCCUGAUGAGAUGAGUAGCGGUGAAGAAAACUUGUUGCUGUAAUGCUGUUUCUCUAGAACAAUUCUCUGCCCAAUAUGCGCUUUUGAUUAAAAAAAAUCAAAAGAACCUAUAUAUGUAUAUGCUUUUGCUAGCUU